This is a messenger RNA of Dioscorea cayenensis subsp. rotundata (Guinea yam), 2070 nucleotides long. RefSeq names its product F-box/LRR-repeat protein At3g26922-like. The transcript is spliced from 4 exons. Gene Ontology annotation, molecular function: protein binding. NCBI's taxonomy places the organism in Eukaryota, Viridiplantae, Streptophyta, Magnoliopsida, Dioscoreales, Dioscoreaceae. Bases 201 to 1724 code for a protein of 507 amino acids. The record is from RefSeq and is a predicted model, not a curated record.
AGAAAACCAUGCCCAUUCUCCAUCUGUCACCCUACAUGCUCACACUUCCGGAUAUACACAAAACCCAUCACUUUUCUAAACUGCGCGGCUUUAUGAGUCUUUAUAUGACUCCCUUGAGUCUUCUCUCUCUCUUUCUUCUCUGAUGCCCUACCUGAUACCUUGUGUCCUUCCGACGAAGAUUUUAGGCAAGUUCUACAUUGAUGGAGAGGCCUUGGAAGAGACAGAACCUUUCUUUGAACUUGGAUGAAUUUGAGAGACAUACUGAGAAGAUCACAGUUGAUAGGAUCAGUAAAUUGCCUGAUGCUUUGCUCCUUCAAAUCCUUUCCUUCUUGCAAAUGCAAGAUGUUAUGCGGGUGUGCUGUGUGUCGACGAGAUGGAAGCAUUUGUGGAAGUCAGUCCCUUCCAUAGACUUCACUGAAGCAAAGAUAAGGACAACUGGAGAGUUCAUUAGAGCUGUCAAUAAAGCACUAAGCAAUCGGGGAGGUUUACAGAUCAGAGAGUUCCGGGCAUGUGUCGACUCUGAUUUAUGCCAAAUAAACAAUGUUGACUAUUGGAUUACUGUCGUGGUGAGCCACAACGUUGAAGUACUGUAUUUGGACUGCAUCCCUAACAGACCAUUCGGCAAAAAUAAGGAUAAAUUAUGCUUGAUACCUCAAAGUAUGUAUCAGUGCCAAUAUUUGCACACACUAACAUUGAAGUUUUGCCAGAUGGACUUGCCGUCAAUUUUUUGCCUGGCCACUCUCAGAAAACUUCACCUUGAACUUGUGGAGUUUACCGAUGAAGACUUGGAGGUUCUUCUUAGCAAUUGUCCAGCCCUCAAAUAUCUGACACUGAAAAACUGCAAUAAGGACACUCAUCUUAGAGUUUUUGCUAAGAAUUCACAUCUUGAGAACUUGAAUAUACAUGAGGAUGAUUGGAAUUUAGAAACAGAUCUUUUGGUCUCUGCUCCCAAUCUCUUGACAUUAAAUUUCUCUGGUAUGCCAAAAAGAGAGAGGUUUUUUGUGGAGAACCUCAAGUCUCUUGUGUCUGUCAACUUUGAUUUCUCAUCAACAUACUGCCAUGUUUGGGACCCUGAAGAUCAUUUCCUCUUUGGGCAGUUCAUUGAAAAUUUCUGCCAUGUUAAAUCUCUCAAACUAAGCAAUUGGUGCACCCAGGAUUUAUCUGUUAGAGCUAUCCUAAAUAAUGGCACUUCAGUAUCUAACACGAUAAAUGAAGUGACACUUGUCACAAGAUUCAAUAAAUGUGAACUCGCAGGGUUGGUCUAUGUCUUGAAAAAUUUCAUCAAUCUUGGAGUCCUCAUUCUCAACGUUGUUAAAGAUGUUGAAACGGAGUUUGAACUUAUCUUAAAAGAUGAAGGGUUUUAUGAAACAACUUAUUGGAAACCAGAUGAACUUUCUGUCGCUGGUCUGCAGCAACAGCUCAGGACUGUUGAGAUACAUGGCAUUUUGGGCAGUGUAAGUUUUAGUUCUGCUGCAGAACUAGUACCAACAGAAGAUAUUCUCGAUAAACGAAGAACAGAGUUCGAGUUUGUUAGAUUUCUUCUCAAGAACUUGACGGAACUGGAGACUAUGUUCAUAACCCCAACAGAAGGUUUAAAUACCUUAUCAUACUCAAAGAAGCUCGACAUACUAUUCCAACUUUCUUCGAGAUUGUUGUCUUUACCUAGAUCUUCACCAAAUGCUCAUAUUAUUAUCCGUCCUAUUCAACGCACUGGUAAAUUUUAAUCACCUUCUGCUUAUUUUUUAAAUGUUGCAAGUUUUAGAUCCAUUAAACAGCUCACAUCCACAACUUCUGAAAUUACGACAUACUUAUUGUUGGGUACACAUGUUUUCUAGAAAACAUGCUUGUAUGUAUAAUGUUCAGUUUAUUAGAAUAUCAAUGUAUCAUGCAGUCAUUCAAUAUCAGAAAAGGGUUGUUAAAACCUUGUGUAAUGCUCUAUGUUAAUUGUAGAUAGACCAAAUGUAAACAUUUGUAAGCAGACUGGGAAAAGGAGAUUGUUUCCAAGUUUGUGAAUGAAUGGGGAAACUCCUUUUGAUGGAAUGAAGAUUGCUUUCUUGUUGCAGUUUUUAA